Molecule: messenger RNA, 2650 nt
Organism: Orcinus orca (killer whale)
Lineage: Eukaryota; Metazoa; Chordata; Mammalia; Artiodactyla; Delphinidae
Gene: C15H12orf43
Product: chromosome 15 C12orf43 homolog
Exons: 7
Coding region: 1364-2146 (260 amino acids)
Biological process (GO): Wnt signaling pathway; Spemann organizer formation; negative regulation of Wnt signaling pathway
Source: RefSeq, a predicted model, not a curated record
CUAAGGCUGUCCUGGCAUUAUUGCUUAAACAUUUGAGCCUCUCAACUCUGGAAAGUGAGGACUGUAGGGAAACUGAGAUGAAGAAAAGCAAAGUCUGGGAGAGCGAGGAUGAUGUGGUGUUAAAAGUCCCCUUGGACUUCCCUGGUGGCACGGUGGGUAAGAAUCUGUCUGCCAAUGCAGGGGACACGGGUUUGAGCUCUGGUCUGGGAAGAUCCCACAUGCCACGGAGCACCUAAACCCGUGCGCCACAACAAGAGAAGCCACCACGAUGAGAAGCCUGCACACCGCAACAAAGACCCAACACAACCAAAAGGGCGGAAAGAGUGCCUCCUUUCCAUGGAGCAGACAGGUGAGUCCAUCCCACACCCUCUGUAUCCUUUAUAAAGCCCAGUAUAGCUCACAUUGUAGGUAGUGGACCAAUUCUUGUUUAAUAGAAUGAUGAAUAAGUUACCUUCCUCUCUUUUGUAAUAGGAAAGCUGAGGCCAAAGAGUUUAUUUUGUAAAAAUUUUGACACACUCAGCUUCAAAGAUAAAACACAAAGAAAAGCAUUCCAAAGACAAAAGUGAUUUUGUUCAUAUUUUAUAUUGGAGUAUCUUAACUGUGGAGAUUCUAAUGUGUCGGUCCUGGGGGGAUCUUAGGAGUCAGUAGUUUAAAGUUUCCCAAAUGUUUCCGAUGUGCAGGUUGAGUGAAGUCCUGAGCUAGAAAAACGCAGAAUGUUUCCCAAACCAUAUUGUGCAACAGAAUCACCUAGGAUAGUGCCUCUCAAACUUUAAUGUGCACACAAAUCACUUGGAGAUCCUGUUUAAAUGCAAGUUCUGAUUCAGGAGGUCUGGGCUGAAGCCAAGAUUCUGCAUUUUCUAACAAGCUCUGGAGUUUGCCGGUGCUGCUGGUUCACGGAUUAUACACUGAGUAGCAGCAAGGCCCUAGGAUGUUGGAGGAAAUACAGAUUCCUGAGUCCCACUCUCGGGGGUUCUGAUUCGCCUAGUUUUUAGUGAGACUCAACAAUCUGCAUUUUAAAAAGUUCCCUAAGGUGCUCGUGAUGCCCAGACGGAUUUACCAAAACCUGGGAACCAAUCCUGGCUCAUUAACCUCUUGUGUGACCUUAAGCAAUUCUUUCCUCUCUAUAGGUCUCAUUUUCCUCCUCAAGGAUAGAUAAGUUGAUUUCUUAGGCCCUUCCAGCUCUCACGUUUAAGGAAACCUCCAUAACAGUUUAGGACCAAUGGCGGCCUGAGUCUGAGAACUACAAUCCCCACAAUGCGCUGUGCUGCUCCGCUCCCUUGUGGGAUCUUGAAAGAGGAUCGCUCCUGGAGGCACUCCCCACAAUCCUUUGCGGUGCUUCAAGGUGGCGGCGCCCAGUGGCGCCAUGAGCGAUCUGGAGAGCACCAGCAGCAGCAGCAGCGAUGAGGAGGAGCUGGACCGGUGCCGCGAGGCGGCGAUGCCGGCCUGGGGCUUGGAGCAGCGCCCGAGGGGCCCGGAGAAGCCAAGAGCCGGUGCUGCAAAUACUCAGUUGCCAACCACCCAACCGAGCCUCAGGCACAAGGUGGAUGAGCACGAACAAGACGGCAACGAGCUGCAGACCACCCCUGAAUUCCGAGCGCACGUAGCUAAGAUGCUGGGAGCCCUGCUGGACAGCUCCAUUACCAUCUCAGAAGUAGUGAAGGAGCCAAGAAAGGCUGAGGUACCGAGAGGCGUCCUGGAGGAUGAUGGCUUCCGCCUUUUCUUCACGUCCAUCCCUGGAGGCCCUGAGAAGGAAGCUGCUCCCCAGCCCCGCCGGAAACGGUUGCCUUCCAGCUCCAGCAGCGAGGACGGCGACGAGUUGCAGCGCUGCCGGGAGGCGGCUGUGUCAGCCUCUGACAUCAUCCAGGAGUCCGCCAUCCACGGCCCUGGCAACAUGGAGAAAAAGGCAAAGAAGAAGAAAAGGAAGUGGAAAAAGAAAGCCAAGGAGGACAACACCAACCUCGCCCCAGCGGCCACCACUGCAAGCAAGACCGCAUCUGGGGAGCAGGGAAGGGAGUCCGCCGGGCUCAACGGAGACCAGGCACUGUUUGGGACCAAAAAGAAGAAAAGGAAGAAAAAGGCAAAGAGGGCCAGUGAGACCUCCCCGUCCCCGCCAGCAAAAAGCGCAGCAGCCGUGCCUGCAAACUGAGCCCCACCUGUGAGCACGGGGCCCAGCUCAGGCAGCUACGGGGGACAAGGCAUGUCCAAGCUCCGCCUCCCUCUCCAAGUGCAAGGACUUGGCUAGCAAGUCUAGACGUCGCCCAUGACUGGGGCUGGCCCAAGGGUCGGGGCAAAGAAGCGGUUGUAGGGCGAGCAAGGCCUGCCCUUCUGUGCUCCCACUGGGGCUGGGGCAGACCCGUGGUACCAGAACAUUCUGUGGUCUCAGGAAGAAGGAGGAGCCUCCCAGUCAUUGAAGGCUGAUGGCCAAGUGGUAGAGCUUCCGCCUCCUCAGCCUGGUGUGGGACAUGACCUGAAGAAAACGAGGGAGGGUGUCCCCGAGAUGCCAAGCCCCAGGAGGAGUUUUGUGCAUCUCCCUCCAAGCCACACAGACCUGAUAUAACAUUGUCUGGAAAAGGAGAGAGAUCCCUGCCUCCACCUGGUUUUCCAGAAUUUUCUUUCUUCACAUUGUGAAUACACCAUGCAUGAUCAUGUC